Molecule: messenger RNA, 1336 nt
Organism: Jatropha curcas
Lineage: Eukaryota; Viridiplantae; Streptophyta; Magnoliopsida; Malpighiales; Euphorbiaceae
Product: vesicle-associated protein 1-2
Biological process (GO): endoplasmic reticulum membrane organization
Cellular component (GO): endoplasmic reticulum membrane; plasma membrane
Source: RefSeq, a predicted model, not a curated record
CAAUUCCCAACCAAACCCUUCUCUCCCUCUCUCUCUCUCCCUCUCUCUCUCGAUCUGUCCGCUUAUGGUGAUUUCAUAAAACGAAAACUCUUUUGAAAAACAGAUUCCACACACUGUCAUAUAUUUUCGGAUCGUCUUUUAAUCUGCUUUCAAAAAUACUUUUGUUUUUAUUUUUUGAAUUUCCAACAAAAACAAGAGGUAAAAAAAAAGAACAAAAAGCACAGAUCCCAUUUGUUUCGAGAUGAGCACUGGAGAGAUUCUCAGCAUCGAACCUCUAGAGCUCAAAUUUCCAUUUGAAUUGAAGAAGCAGAUCUCCUGUUCUCUUCAAUUGUCGAAUAAAACUGAUAAUUAUGUCGCUUUCAAGGUCAAGACGACGAAUCCAAAAAAGUAUUGUGUUCGACCAAAUGCUGGGAUCGUGUCGCCUCGGUCCACUUGCGAUGUUAUAGUUACAAUGCAAGCGCAAAAGGAGGCUCCUCCUGACAUGCAAUGCAAGGACAAGUUUUUGCUUCAGAGUGUGAGGACAGUGGAUGGUGCAACUGCAAAGGACAUUAAUGCAGAAAUGUUCAAUAAGGAGGCAGGACAUGUGGUGGAAGAGUGCAAAUUGAAAGUGCUUUAUGUUUCUCCACCUCAACCCCCUUCUCCUGUUCCAGAAGGGUCUGAAGAAGGUUCUUCCCCGAGGGGUUCUGUGUCAGACAAUGGGAAUACAAAUGGCAAUGAGUUUUCUAAUGCUACAAAAGCAUUCUCUGAGAGGUUUGAACCUCAAGAAAAAUCUUCAGAGGCAAAAGCUCUUAUUUCAAAGCUGACUGAGGAGAAAAAUAAUGCAAUGCAACAAAAUACUAGGCUUCGUCAAGAAUUGGAACUCCUAAAGCGUGAGGGCAACAAAAACCGCGCAGGUGUCUCAUUUAUGUUUGUCAUGUUUGUUGGUUUGCUUGGCAUAAUUCUGGGAUAUCUGAUGAAGAAGUCAUAAGCAAUGGCUCCAAAUCGUGCCUUGGCCAUAAUUUUCCUCUUAUUUCCUUUCCAUCACCAAUCAAAGAAUGAUGAUGAAAGGAAAAGAAACUGAUGAGCAAAAAACAUGGUGCAUUUCUUAGUUAGCUUUUAUGAAAUUAGCAAACUUGUUUAGGUCAGAUGAUGUGUUUGUAGUCGAAGAAGACCACUCAGACUCGUGCUUCCAUUGACAUGCAUUCUUUUUGUAACCUAAGAUGAUUUUCUUUCUUUCCUUUUUUUCUUUUUUUGUGAAUUUUUCUUUUGUUUCUUUUGUGCUUAACUUUGAGAGAUCCUGCUCUUGGUAAUACCAAAAGACUUAAUAAUCUACAUGUCUUGACUUUGUUGGAACUUA